UAUCGAAUAAUGUUUUGCCAGCACUAAGCAAACCACAAUGGCGAAUACAUCAAGUACCGGCGUUGUGGUGCCACGAAAUUUCCGUUUGCUGGAGGAGCUGGAUCAGGGCCAGAAGGGCGUGGGCGAUGGCACCAUAUCGUGGGGAUUGGAGAAUGAUGACGACAUGACGCUCACCUACUGGAUCGGCAUGAUCAUUGGUCCGCCUAGAACACCAUUCGAGAAUCGAAUGUACUCGCUAAAGAUCGAGUGUGGCGAACACUAUCCGGAUGAGCCGCCGACGCUCAGGUUUUUAACUAAAGUAAAUAUUAACUGCAUUAACCAGAACAAUGGCGUGGUUGAUCAUAGAUCAGUGCCCAUGUUGGCCAGAUGGAGCCGCGAGUACACUAUAAAAACGAUGCUGCAGGAAAUCCGAAGGAUUAUGACCAUGAAAGAGAACCUGAAGCUGGCUCAGCCGCCAGAAGGAAGCUGUUUUUAGUCGACAACAUCCGUUAGCAACACAAGCGGGAACGACUGCAACUUCGACGGGAGCAACCUUCACACUCUAGAAGAAAACAAUAUAUAACAGCAGGAAAAUGCCAUCAAUCCCAAGUCCAAGACCAAGGUUGUCCCGUAUCCGUGGAUAAGAUUGUGUGGCGGCUGCUCCUUCGUGUUGUUCCGGCGGCAGCGAAUUAUGAUGAUUAUGAUUAUGAACGUAAUUGGAGAUCGAGUGCGGUUAUUGUAGCAACAACAACAACCAAAUGCAAGCUAUAUACUAUAAGUAAAAGGAACAGCAGCGAUAAAUGCGGUAGCAGAAAAGGUCGUCGUCGUCGUCGUCCCUUCCGUCAUGAAACUAUGUCAUCGUGUUUGGUUACUUCUACUUCUACUUCAGUCCCAACAAAACAACCUUCUUAAAUAAGAAAUAAAACAAAAGCAGCGAGAGAAACAAUUAAAUUAAUGCCUAUGAGAAAGAAGCGAAAAGUCAUUUCAGUUUAUAAUUUUUACAACAGCAACAGAACCCGUAAACGUAAGCGUAAACUAAUCGAAACGAACAGAAAAUUAUAUGCAAGCAAAGCAUGAAAAUGAGGAAGAUUUAAGAGUUGAGUUCUUUGAAACGAGAGAUGCGUAAUUAUUGUUUUUUGCCUAAACUAAAAUUUAUUAAUUAUAUGCAUAAAAACAAAAAAUAUAUAUAUUAAUUUAAAUAAAACAAAACAAACAAAAAGUCGAAGGGAAUUUUUGUAGACGGCGCCAGUA
Molecule: messenger RNA, 1230 nt
Organism: Drosophila serrata
Lineage: Eukaryota; Metazoa; Arthropoda; Insecta; Diptera; Drosophilidae
Gene: Uev1A
Product: Ubiquitin-conjugating enzyme variant 1A
Source: RefSeq, a predicted model, not a curated record